Molecule: messenger RNA, 4027 nt
Organism: Calliphora vicina (urban bluebottle blowfly)
Lineage: Eukaryota; Metazoa; Arthropoda; Insecta; Diptera; Calliphoridae
Gene: heca
Product: headcase
Exons: 6
Coding region: 76-2397 (773 amino acids)
Source: RefSeq, a predicted model, not a curated record
AAAACAAUUAUUUUGCAGACUUUGAAAAAAAUUUGUAAAACAUUUUUUUGAAUACCAGAAAAACUAAUAAAUUAAAUGCUACUUAUGGCGCCACGUCGCAAUCAUAAUACUGGAAAUAUUGUCAACCAACAGCCUAACCACCAGCAACAGCAGCAGCCUAACCAGCAACUUCAAGCGAAUACUUUAGCAUCUUUUGUUGUUAACACAAAUUCGCAUUCCUCUGCAACAGCAGCAUUAUUCAAUCAGCAGUUUUUUAAUUUAAACGAACAUCCAGAAAUUAAUAGUUCUAGCAUUAACAGUGGCAAUAAUAGCAACAGCAGCAGCUUCACUAUGUCGCCCAUGCAAACGGCCGUCAAUAGCAAUAGUAACAACACCAACAAUACCAACAACAACAACAAUAGCAAUGUAACUCCGAAUCAUAAUAAAUCAGGAGGCGAACAAUUUGUACGUUGCUGUUAUCCCAAUGGCGAUUGUUUCAAAACGGAUUUAAUCAAUUUGGAGGAUCUAACCGAAUGCAUUAAGGUGAUUUGUAACAAUGAGAACUGCAAUGUGGGCCAAUACAUGCAUCGAGAAUGUUUCGAGGCCUGGGAGCAAACGGUACUGCAAACUCUUAAGACCAUGGGUGGUAGGGCACGUUCCUGGUCGGAUCGCCAGAAGGCUCAAAACUUGUGGACUAAGAAGGGCUAUGAUUUGGUGUACAAAGUGUGCGGUUGUAAAUGCAGCAGAGGUCAUUUGCGUAAAGAUCUAGAAUGGGUGGCUCCCAAAGCUGCUCAAUUCCUAAAUGGUCAAAGAAUAAUGAAUGGCUCCAGUAACCAAGAAGAUGAGGAUAAAAAGAAAAAGAAGAAUAAACGCAAUCGUCAGCAGCAGCAGCAACAACAGCAGCAGAAUACUAAAGCUAAUGCUCCUUUGCAGACAAAUGGUCAUGUCAAUGGUCAAACUCAGCAAAUGAAUGGCUCUAGCAAUUCCACCCCAGAACCUUUGCAAAUCAAUAAAUCGUUAAACUUGAAUGAAACAACUAGCAACAAUCACAGCAAUGUUGGUGUCAUUGGUUCGGGUCUACAUCAAAAUGGUACUUCGCAACAAAUUAACCAAACUCUUCAAAAUCAAAAUUCCUCAAACGCGGAACUACCAGUAAAUGUGGUAAACUCCCUUAACAAUUUGUUAAAUGGGCAAAAUAAUAUCUUGGGCUUGGAUCUACGUCCUCGCACCAAUAGCAUCUCCUCAGCCUCUAAUAACAGUGGCUCUACUUCUCCCUCAGCCAUUUCAUUCUCCUCGGGAGAUCUGUCAACCGCUCAAACUCCUUUGAAUAAUUUGCAAAAUUUUAAUAUGAAUGGUUUCUAUCAUGCCAACCAAAAUGGUCUAACAAACCCACAACUGCAGUUGCCCCAACAUCAAUUGCAUUCGAAUCUUUUGCAACAAUCUACGGUUAAUGCUGUUUCUUUGACUAAAAACAUUUUAAAUGGUUUGCAAUCGUCUGGUUUGUUGGGUAACAAUACCAACAACAACAGCAACGUUACAACAAAUGUUAACAACAAUAUCAAUAGCAAUGCAAUAAUUACAAAUGCUUCAGCAGCUUUAUUGAUUAAACAACAACAACAUCAGCAGCAACAGCAGCAGCAACAGCAAUGUGCUAAUAUUUUAUCAAACGGUGUUGUUGGCUUGAAACACCCAUUAACACCAUUCGAGCAACAACAAUUGUUGCUACAGCAAAAAGUUAAAGAAGUUGAAAUCUAUUCCGAAAGAGUACGUUCUACAUCUGGCUGUAAUGGCAUCUUUUCACGUCGUUUGGAUUUUUCAUCAUUCAAUCUGUUGCCCAAGACUCGUUUGAAUUCCUAUCAAGUUAAGAUCGAAGAUGAGGGUAAUCAUGGCAAUGAUGAGACCAGACUUUUCAUUUUAUCUUCAUUGGCUCAGUCUCAGAAAAGUCGUGUCGCUUGUAUUUUAUGCGAAGAGCCCAUGUUGGUGUUUGAUCGUUAUCCCUUGGUGGAUGGCUCAUUCUUUUUGAGUCCCAAACAACAUUCAACUGAAUGUAUUGAGGUUAAAUACGAAGGACGUUCUUUAUAUUUGACUUGCGUUUGCAUGCGCUGUUUGGAUGGCACUUCUACUAAUCGUAAUAUUUGCUGCAGAUUCUGUACUGAUAAAUGGGAUGGUUCAAAUCUAGUCUUAGGCACCAUGUAUGCAUACGAUAUAUUUGCCGCUAUGCCCUGCUGUGCAGAACGUCUCAAGUGCAAUAAUUGCUUCAAAUUGUUGUUGCAUCCACAACAACGUCUUAAUUUCUAUAGUGACUACUCGCACUGUGUCACUUGCCCCUACUGUGCAACUCAGGAUACACACUUUGUCAAGCCAUUGACAUACUGCUACACCAAAAGCUUCUCCGGCCGCCUGUCGGCGAUCGCAUAACAUGAGGCCUCGUUGGAGUUGCCAACACAAGCAGCAGUUACUACAAAUCAACAACAAACUGCUGGGGUAACUUCAACGAGCCUCUCUGCGGGAUCUAAAUCCACAACAAAUUCGUCGUCGUCAGCAUCUUCGUCAGCGAAUAAAGUGGUUUUGUACAAUCCCAAUGUGGACUAUUCGGCACCAUUGCAACAAGAAAUCAAUGCCGAACUAAUUGGUUCACAUCCACAAGCACAACAAUAUCAAAAACAAUCGCAGCCAUCUUCAUCAUCGUCAUCAACCGCAACACAGGUAAGACAAUCUGCGACAAGGUCGUCGUCGUCUUCAGUUUCUUAUAAUACUUCAUCAUCAACAACAUCAUCAUCAUCAGCUGGAGCAGGAGCAGGAGUUGUAAACAAUUCUACAACAAUAAAUAAUUUACAAUUAAAAUUAAGUGAACAAUGUAAUAUAAGUAAAUUAGGUAAUAUAAUCACAACAGCAACAACAAAUAAUAAUAAUAUUGCUAAUACAAAUACUAACAACAAUAAUAAUAAUAAUAAUUAUGCUAUGAAUGAAUUUAAUGCAAUGAAAACAGCCCAUAAUAACAAUAUUGUAACAACACCACCAAUUACACAACAGCAACAACAACAUUUAGGUUUAUUACACAACAACAAUGAAACAAACAAUAUUGUUAAUAAUACAAUAAUUAGCAACAAUAACAAUAACAACAACAGCAACAUCAGUAUUAAUAACUUAUUAUGUAGCAAUAAUUUAAAUACUAAAGUCUGGUCCAACAAUCAACUACCAGCAGCAUCAGCAUCAGUCGUUUUGCAAUCACAAAAUAUGGGUGUAUAUCAACAAGCAGCAGCAGCCGCCUCCAAUGGUGGCUGUUUCCCAAUGGAAAAUUUGAAUAACCACUGCACAGAGGCCAUGAUUUCCUCUCUCUGGGGUUCAGAAUCCACCUCUAGUGGUUGUUCUUCCGGCUCGGGUUCUCAGCCCUCGUUGAGCCCCACCCUUAUGACCAAUGUGGCCCAUAAUUAUCGCAGUAAUAGCAAGGAAUCAUUGUGGUCACAGCAAACUUCACCAUCUACCAGCAGCUCAGGUUGUAGCAGCCAACUCAGGGAUACUUAUUACACUGGCUCAAAAAUCACAACCCAAUCACCCACUUCCUGGUCCUCUGCUAAUGUUAACUGCAAUAAUGCCUCCGCUAUUAAUGGCCACAAUCUUAUGUUCGAUGCAAAUGACAUGAACUUUGGCAAAAUGAAUAACAUUUGGGAAAUACCCCAAACUUUGACUUCUUCGGGGCAGGUACAAGAUUUAUUUCCAGAAAUCUGGACCAACCUCAAUACAAACACAAAUAAUCUAACCGACAAUAUAUCGGAUAUUAGCUCGAAUACUUCUUCACAGCCAGACACCGAUAUCUGGCGCACUCCCCAACUGCCCUCAGCAGCCGGAGUGGUAGCCUCAAAUAAUAUCCCCAAUAAUAAGGAUCUUAGACCAUUGUUUGGCAACGCCAACAACAAUGCCAACCAUAUUGUAAAUGAAAAUAAUCCAGGCGGUUUGGGAGCCGCUGCUUGCAUGCAAUUAUUUUCAGAUGAAUUCCUAUUUAUGUAAAUUUAUUUUAAAAAUUUACGUUUUUUUUAGAAAAAUCUUU